Symbiodinium sp. CCMP2592 is the source of this 1218-nucleotide messenger RNA. Lineage: Eukaryota; Dinophyceae; Suessiales; Symbiodiniaceae. The record is from the annotation of a GenBank genome assembly.
AUGGAAGUUGGUGCAGAGGGCGGAGCGUCCGAGCGCACGGCCGACGCAGAUCCGCCAGUGAAGCUCCGGUGUGAGAGCGAAGCCGGCGACAGCCUAAAGCGGGGCCGGCUUGGCCUUGUGAGCCUCAGCAGCGUCCUGGGCGCCCUCGAGCGAUUGGACGAUCAGAGUGUGUCCCGCAGCCUGAAGCGCAAGCGAUAUGCCGCAGCUCUGUUGCUGCUGAGCGUACCUGUGUUGAGCAGCAUCGUGGCUUUCGGGGUGCAGCUGUCGGUGGCAUUUGGCCACAGCUUUUCCAAACUGGGAAGCCUUUUCGUCGCCAGCAGUUUGCUUGUGACACUCCUGACCGCACACCUUGUUUUUCGCUACGGCAGAGCUGAGUUCAAGAAAUUGGCGUCGCGGCGGUACCUCAUCUGCGUCCUAAACGGCAUCAUCGUAGCCUCAAAGCAUACACUUCAAGCCUUGGCUGUUUCCAGGAUGAACUCAUCGAUUUUUUUCAUUGUGAUGCGCUUUGCUCUGCUUUGGAUGGCCAUCUUUGACGCGAUUUAUUCCCUCAAGCUGCCUGGACUCAAGGCCAUUGGCAUCGUUGCGGUGAUACUAUUCUCCGUCAGCAUCACUUCUGACUCUUUGACCUCUCAGGAAGAGGGCAUCGAGGUGACCACGGAAGGAGUCUUGCUGGCGCUGGGCUGUGCUUUGGCAGAUGCCGGCUCCGACAUCGCCUCUGAUGUGAUUGGGUCGAGCUUCACUACUGGGCUCCAGGGAAAAGCACGGAACUGUGAGCUGAAUCGGUAUCUGGUGAUGCAACAAGCUUGCAGCAUACCUUGUUACUUGCUGGCUGCUGCUUCCAUCGGCGAUCUCCCGAGCCUUUUCCGGGGCUUUGAUGCCACUGUCUUCCUUCUGGCAUCAUUGCCCCUGGUUCUGAAGAUCCCUGUGUUUCAGUUUGCCAUAUUCACUGCCGGUGCAGUGAAGACAAACAUGGCCGUAUCCUUCGAGAUGGGAGUUUCUUAUGUCUUCGAGGUUUUUUUCGGUUUGGCGAAGUUCAACGUGAGCCGAUUUUUCGCAAUGAUGUCCUUUGCAUGCGUCCUUCUGAUGGAUUCGCUACAUGCUUCCAACCUGGAUGAUGCAGCAGCUGCGCAGCACAGGACGACCUUGCAACAGGUCCGACGAGAGAUUGGGAGAUCUUGUGAACCAACCUCAUUGGUCCACGACGGCAUUGAGGACUGA